This is a messenger RNA of Drosophila mojavensis, 2068 nucleotides long. It is a transcript of the gene ogre, whose product is annotated as innexin inx1. The transcript is spliced from 7 exons. The record is from RefSeq and is a predicted model, not a curated record. Gene Ontology annotation, cellular component: plasma membrane; gap junction. NCBI's taxonomy places the organism in Eukaryota, Metazoa, Arthropoda, Insecta, Diptera, Drosophilidae. Gene Ontology annotation, molecular function: gap junction channel activity. The coding region runs from base 786 to 1874 and encodes 362 amino acids.
GUUCAGUUUUGAGCGCAACAGUGAACGUGGCGCGCGCGUGUGAGAUUUUUUUUGUAGCGGCCGCAGCAGCAGGCAGCAGCAACGAAAGCGUUGCGCGUGUUCGGCUGCAGCAACUGCAACGCAACGACGCGUCGCGCGCGUUUUACGCACAGCUGCAACAGCAACAGCAACAACAACAAAAACUACGUGUAUACAAAAUAAAAUAAUAAUAUAAAAGAAUAAAACAGAGUGCAGCAGCCCUUCAGCAACAACAAGAACCCUACAGGAGAACCUGUUCUGCUGAUGCUUUGUCUUUGAGUGUAUGUGUGUGAAUGUAUGUAGCGCCGCUGUUUAUGCAAAUUCGCUGCAUAGUAACAACAACAAGAACAACAACACUCGCACAGCUGGCAGCUGAUUUUGCAGCACAGCAACAAUAACAACAACAGCCACACACAAUGAAAGUUCAGCGGAACCUACAACACUACUACAACAACAUCAACAGCAGCAAACACUAAAAGAGACCAACGCAAGGGACUUCAACGUUUUGUUUUUUUCGCUUUGAUACAUUGAUAUGCAUCGCUGGCGUUGUCUGAUUAGCAGAAACAACAACAACCACUACAACAACUAUAAACGAAAAACGAGGAGACAAUACGAGCCGUAAAUUCAACGCAAUUUGUUAUCAACGCGACAUUUUGCAACACUGUCCAAGCGGCUUUUUUUUCUUGAAUACUCGCUUCAGCUGAAGCUCGGUUCCACCGCAACUCUCCACACUCUCCACAGACUCAGCAAUUUGAAAUUGUGCCAAAAUGUAUAAGCUAUUGGGUAGCCUGAAGAGCUACCUCAAAUGGCAGGACAUCCAGACGGAUAAUGCAGUCUUCCGGCUCCACAACUCCUUCACAACUGUACUUUUGCUUACCUGCAGCCUGAUCAUCACGGCCACCCAGUAUGUUGGCCAGCCGAUCAGCUGCAUCGUCAAUGGCAUACCGCCGCAUGUGGUCAACACCUUUUGCUGGAUUCAUAGUACGUUCACCAUGCCGGAUGCGUUCAAUCGACAGGUCGGCCGUGAGGUGGCACAUCCUGGCGUUGCCAACGACUUCAAUGACAAGGAUGCCCGGAAAUACUAUACCUACUAUCAGUGGGUGUGCUUUGUGCUCUUCUUCCAGGCCAUGGCCUGCUAUACUCCAAAGUUUUUGUGGAACAAAUUCGAGGGCGGUCUGAUGCGCAUGAUUGUCAUGGGUCUGAACAUCACGAUCUGCACGAACGAGGAGAAGGAGGCCAAGCGCGAUGCCCUGCUCGACUAUCUCAUCAAGCAUGUGAAGCGUCAUAAACUGUAUGCCAUAAGGUAUUGGGCCUGCGAGGUGCUCUGCUUCAUCAAUAUUGUGCUUCAGAUGUAUUUGAUGAAUCGUUUCUUUGACGGCGAGUUCAUAUCGUAUGGCACGAAUAUAAUGGGAUUAUCGGAUGUGCCGCAGGAACAGCGUAUGGAUCCCAUGGUUUAUGUCUUUCCGCGCGUCACCAAAUGCAUUUUCCAUAAAUACGGUGCCGGUGGAUCGCUGCAGACGCACGAUUCCCUAUGCAUAUUGCCGCUGAACAUUGUCAAUGAGAAGACCUAUGUGUUCAUCUGGUUCUGGUAUUGGAUACUGCUCGUACUGCUCGUUGGACUGAUGAUAUUCCGUGCCUGCAUCAUCUUUAUGCCCAAGUUCCGGCCGCGUCUAUUGAAUGCGCGCAAUCGCAUGAUUCCCAUGGAGACCUGCCGCACGCUCUCGCGCCGCUUGGACAUUGGCGAUUGGUGGCUAAUAUAUAUGCUGGGUCGCAAUCUGGAUCCGGUUAUAUAUAAGGAGGUGAUGGGCGAAUUUGCCAAGCAGGUGGAGCCGGCGAAAAACGAUCGCAACAAGUAAACGAGCAGGAGAGCGAGCGAGAUAGAGAGACACCCUCAGGAUGAUUAUAUUCAUAAUUACUAUUAUUUAGCAAAAAUCAAGACAAUUAGCUGAAGAAAACAAAAGCAAGAUAAAGACAAUCUAUUCAAAAAUCAUUUCCACCCACUCGAUAAGAAGAAGAAGAAGAAACAGAAGCAAAAGAAAGAAACUCUUAA